GGCCCCUCGGGGCGCAUGGCCGCAGUGCCCUGGGUGUCAGCGCGUUACUUCUCAGUCAAUUCACAUCGCCACCCUGAACUCUCUGGAUUUCUUGCAAGAUGAAAGGAGACAACCAUGAAUGAGCCAUUAGACAGUUUUGCAAAUGCGUCUGAUUUCUCCAGUCAUGGCGCUGCUUUUGGAAACUGCACUGACGAGAAAAUGCCCCUCAGGAGGCAGUACCUCCCUGCUAUUUACAGCAUCAUCUUCCUGGUGGGCUUCCCCGGGAACGCCCUGGCUAUUCCCACGUACAUUUUCAAAAUGCGGCCCUGGAAGAGCAGCACCAUCAUCAUGCUGAACCUCGCCUGCACGGACCUGCUCUAUCUCACCAGCCUCCCUUUCCUCAUCCACUACUACGCCAGUGGCGAGAACUGGAUCUUCGGCAAGUUCAUGUGCAAGUUCGUCCGCUUCAGUUUCCAUUUCAACCUGUACAACAGCAUCCUCUUCCUGACCUGCUUCAGUGUCUUCCGCUACUUUGUGAUCAGUCACCCAAUGAGCUGUUUCCGUGUGCACAAAACCCGGUGGGCCGUGGUGGCCUGUGCCUCGCUGUGGGUCAUCUCCCUGGUGGUGGUUGUCCCCAUGACCUCCCUGAUCACGUCAACCACCAGGACCAAUACCUCGGACUGCCUUGACCUCACCAGUUCGGAUGACCUCACUACUCUCAAAUGGUACAACCUCAUUUUGACUGCAACUGCUUUCUGCCUCCCCCUGGUGAUCGUGACUCUUUGCUACACGAUGAUUUUCUUCACCCUGACUCGCGGGCCUCACACCCACAGCGGCCUGAAGCAGAAAGCUCGGAGGUUGACCAUUCUGCUGCUCGUGGUGUUUUAUGUGUGUUUUUUACCCUUCCACAUCUUGAGGGUCAUUCGGAUUGAGUCUCGCCUGCUUUCUAUCAGCUGCUCCAUGGAGAAUCAGAUCCAUGAAGCUUACAUCGUUUCCAGGCCGCUGGCUGCCCUGAACACCUGCGGCAACCUGUUCCUGUAUGUGGUGGUCAGCGACAACUUCCAGCAGGCCGUCUGCUCCAUGGUGAGGUGCAAAGCCGGUCGGGACCACGAGCCGGCAAAGAAAACCGGUUACUCAAACAACCCUUGACCAAAGAGAAAGGCCCGCCGAUGCUUUCCCCGUAAUUUCUAAGAAGUCCAGACUGUCUCCCUGAAUGGAAGUCUCAGGAAAUAGUGUGCUUUCAGGUAAUUGUGUGUCAAAGCCAGGGCAAGAGUCCUUUGCCCCCAUGUAUCGAGAGCCUCCCUGGGGUAGAUAUAUGAAUGGGAGACAUACAUAUUAGCCGAGGAUUAGAAAAGAAAAUGGAAACCGUUGGAACUCCAGGCCACACCGGAGAACACACGUCCAAGGUAUUUUGGUGAGUGAGCGCCAAGGCAGGAGAAAGCCAAUUUUUCCCUCCUGGUUUCAUACUUCUUCCUGCUGAGGCCAAUUUGUAUUGAACUCCCUGACUAUUCAAGGUAUUAUUUGUAUCUUUUUCAAUAUUCAUUUUUAUUUUUACAUUUCAUAUUUUUAAACCUUUUUUCAAAUUUCACUUUGAGGUUAUGAAACUAUAUUUUUCGCUGGGCUUCAGCUAGUUUGGUAGAUUAAAGCAAGUCAGUACCAUACACUUGGGAUCAUUCAAAGAUGUCAAUGCAAAAAGCUAAAACGAAUACCUGGAAGACAUUUGGGGGAUAAUAUCUUUGUUGUUGUAGAUCAUUCUCCAAGUUGUAAUUGAAGUUAUAGAAGUUAUCAAGUUGUAUUUGUUAUUAUUAACAUGUCAUGGGGAAAGAGAGGGCACUUUGGGGGAAGAGAGGAACUUUUAAAUAUGUGUAUAUUGGGUAUUCAAUAAAAUCUAACAUAUAUUUGAUUUCUCUCUGUGGGAAAAUAUUCCAGGAAACACUACUUCUCUUUACAUACCUUUCUCCUAUGUGACUACCAUGAAAAUAUGACUUCUACUACAAUAGCAAAAGCUAUUUUUGAAUUGUGCGUGUGCUUAAUUAUCGCUAAGUGUAAAUAGCUGAGAAAAUGCCUAGUCGGAACAUUUGAAACCGUAGCAAAUGUGUUGAUAUAAUUAAUAAACUAAUUUGAAAAUCA
Phyllostomus discolor (pale spear-nosed bat) is the source of this 2109-nucleotide messenger RNA. RefSeq names its product oxoglutarate receptor 1 (gene OXGR1). Gene Ontology annotation, molecular function: G protein-coupled receptor activity. Bases 115 to 1128 code for a protein of 337 amino acids. The transcript has 2 exons. The record is from RefSeq and is a predicted model, not a curated record. Gene Ontology annotation, biological process: G protein-coupled receptor signaling pathway. NCBI's taxonomy places the organism in Eukaryota, Metazoa, Chordata, Mammalia, Chiroptera, Phyllostomidae. Gene Ontology annotation, cellular component: plasma membrane.